Molecule: messenger RNA, 5826 nt
Organism: Acipenser ruthenus (sterlet)
Lineage: Eukaryota; Metazoa; Chordata; Actinopteri; Acipenseriformes; Acipenseridae
Product: host cell factor 1-like
Biological process (GO): chromatin remodeling; regulation of DNA-templated transcription
Cellular component (GO): histone methyltransferase complex
Molecular function (GO): protein binding; transcription coactivator activity
Source: RefSeq, a predicted model, not a curated record
UUCUCGGUCGACAUAAUUCGUACAGAACACGUGUAACCGGACCUUGCACCGUUUUGAGAACAAAUAACACUGUGUAUACCUAUAGAAAAAAGAAAAUAAAAACAGUUUUUUCCUCAUCACUCGCCGUAACAUUUCCAUCUUUAGUGAAAGAAAACAACAAAAAAAAAGAGGAGGAGGCGAAAAAAAAAAGGGGUUUGGCCCGAAGAUGGCGUCUCCCAGGAAGACGUGAAACAGUCUCUGGAAGCAAAAUACACAAAAAUACGAACCGCGUUCCCACAAAAUACAGUGUUUGUAAGCUAAAACAACUCCCGCCUUCCUAAAUCCGACUCCUUUCCCCCUCCCUCCCUGUUUUAUUCUUGUUUAUUUCGCGACGCGGGAGUUUUUCUCUCCACUCUUGUGUUUACUAAAAAAAAAAACAGCAUCGCCAUCUUGGGUGAGGGCAGGCGGCAACUUCCCGAGAGAGGAGACGCGUCAUUCUCCACAUCUUCUGCGGAAACACAAGGCUUUAAAAAAAGCAACCCCGAGAAAGUAAUGAGUUCUGCUGUUUCGGUGGGCUCCGGAACCAGCACCGCGGCGACCGGCUCUCCUCUGCAGCCCCGGUGGAAGCGGGUUCUGGGAUGGUCCGGUCCGGUUCCGAGGCCGCGGCACGGCCACCGGGCCGUAGCGAUCAAGGAAUUAAUGGUUGUUUUCGGAGGUGGAAACGAGGGGAUAGUUGAUGAGUUGCACGUUUAUAACACAGCCACAAACCAGUGGUUCAUCCCGGCAGUGCGUGGCGAUAUCCCCCCGGGAUGCGCUGCCUAUGGAUUCGUGUGCGACGGGACGAGGCUGCUGGUGUUCGGAGGGAUGGUGGAGUACGGGAAAUACAGCAACGACCUGUACGAACUGCAGGCCAGCAGGUGGGAAUGGAAGAAGUUGAAACCCAAAGCCCCCAAAAACGGCCCCCCUCCCUGCCCCCGCCUGGGGCACAGCUUCUCCCUGGUGGGUAACAAGUGCUACCUCUUCGGGGGUCUGGCCAACGACAGCGAGGACCCCAAAAACAACAUUCCCAGGUAUCUGAACGACCUGUACAUCCUGGAGCUGCGCGCGGGCUCCAGCGCGGUCGGCUGGGACAUGCCCAUCACGUACGGGGUCCUGCCCCCCCCGCGGGAGAGCCACACCGCCGUGGUCUACACGGAGAAGGACAGCAAGAAGUCCCGACUGGUCAUCUACGGGGGCAUGAGCGGCUGCCGGCUCGGGGACCUGUGGACCCUGGACAUCGACACCCUGACGUGGAGCAAGCCCACCCUGAGCGGCACGGCCCCCCUGCCACGCAGCUUACACUCCACCACCACCAUCGGAAACAAGAUGCAUGUGUUUGGUGGUUGGGUUCCUCUCGUCAUGGAUGAUGUGAAGGUAGCGACUCACGAGAAGGAGUGGAAAUGCACCAACACCCUGGCCUGCCUCAAUCUGGACACGAUGACGUGGGAGCCCAUUCAGAUGGACACCCUGGAGGAUAACGUCCCGCGCGCGCGGGCGGGGCACUGCUCCGUGUCCAUCAACUCGCGCCUCUACGUGUGGAGCGGCCGGGACGGCUACCGCAAGGCCUGGAACAACCAGGUGUGCUGCAAGGACCUGUGGUACCUGGAGACAGAGAAGCCGCCCGCCCCCUCCCGGGUGCAGCUGGUCCGAGCCAACACCAACUCCCUGGAGGUGAGCUGGGGGGCGGUCCCCACCGCGGACAGCUACCUGCUGCAGCUGCAGAAAUACGACAUCCCAGCAGCCGCUGCGGCCACCUCCCCUGUGCUGAACCCCGUCUCCUCGCUGCCAGCCAGCCACCCCAAGAGCCCCGCCCCAGCGGCCUCCGCCCAGAGCCUGCCCCACUCCGGGGUCACCCUGCUGCCCCAGGCCGGCUCCCCCUCCCCCUCCGGACUGCCGGUGCUGCCCACCAUGCCAGGGAGCCCGCUGGGGGCCGCCACUGCCCGAGGACCAGCCAUCCUCAAGGUGGCAGCGCCUCAGUCCAGCGGCACCUCCAUCGUCACGGUGAGGCAUGCGAGCCAGGCCGGCAAGUCUCCUGUCACCGUGACCUCACUUCCUGCCGGCGUGCGGAUGGUCAUGCCCACGCAGAGUGGCCAGCCAGUGGGAAGCAGCCCCCAGAUGAGCGGGAUGGCCGCAUUGGCUGCUGCAGCCGCCGCCACCCAGAAGAUCCCGCCCUCGGCCACACCCACCAUGCUGAACGUUCCGGCCGGAGCCACGAUCGUCAAGACGAUGGCCCUGACCUCCGGGUCGUCCGCGGUCAAAGUGGCGUCCCCGAUCAUGGUCAGUAACCCCGCCACGCGGAUGCUGAAGACGGCAGCAGCUCAGGUGGGCACCUCCGCCUCGUCCACGGGCAACACUCCCACGCGGCCCAUCAUCACCGUGCACAAGUCCGGCACGGUGACCGUGGCACAGCAAACGCAGGUCGUGACCACCAUGGUGGGAGGAGUCACCAAAACCAUCACACUGGUGAAGAGCCCCAUUACCAUGCCAGGGGGCAGCGCGCUGAUCUCCAAUUUGGGUAAAAUGAUGUCCGUUAUGCAGACGAAGCCAGUCCAGACAUCGUCCCACACGGGGCAAGCAGCAUCAAACUCCCUCGCUCAGCUCAUACAGGCUAAAGGGCAGCUCCCAGCCGGCACCAUUCUGAAGCUGGUCACCUCUGCCGACGGCAAACCGACCACCAUCAUCACCACGUCGCAGGCCGGAGUCACCGGCAACAAGCCCACCAUCCUGGGCAUCAGCAGCAUGUCCCCGACCGCCACCAGCAAACCGGGCACCACCACCAUCAUCAAGACCAUCCCCAUGUCUGCCAUCAUGACCCAGCCCGGGGUCACAGGAGUGACCAGCAGCCAGGGCAUGAAGUCCCCCAUCACCAUCAUCACCACCAAGAUGAUGACGUCCGGUACAGGAUCCCCGGCCAAAUUCAUCACCGCCAUGCCCAAACUGAGCGGCGGGCCCGGCCAGCAGGGGCUCACGCAGGUGGUUUUGAAGAGCGCCCCAGGCCAGCCCGGUACGUACCUGCGCACUGUCCCGAUGGGAGGGGUCAGGCUGGUCACCCCGGUCACCAUGUCCUCCAUCAAGCCUAACGUCACCACGCUGGUGGUCAAGGGAACCACAGGAGUGACCACCCUCGGCACGGUCACUGGCACCGUGUCCACCAGCCUGGCGGGUGGCAACGUGGCCGGCGCCAACGCCUCCCUGGCCACGCCCAUCGCCACACUGGGCACCAUCGCCACCCUGUCCAGCCAGGUCAUCAACCCCGCGGCCAUCACUGUGUCCACGGCGCAGACCAGCCUGACGACCGCCGGCACUCUGUCCACACCCACCGUCACGUUGCAGCCGCCCGUGAGCCAGGCCACCCAGGUGACUCUCAUCACAACCCCCAGCGGCGUGGAGGCCCAGGCCAUCCAGGACCUCCCCGUUUCCAUCCUGGCCUCGCCCACCUCCGAGCAGCCCGGCACGGCCGUGGCCAUCGCCGGGGACCCUGGGGCCGGGGACCAGCCUGGCAUCGUCACCCUGGUGUGCUCGAACCCUCCCUGCGAGACCCACGAGACCGGAACCACCAACACAGCCACGACUGCCUCUGCAAACAUGGGGGUUCAGAAAGUGUGCUCGAACCCUCCCUGUGAGACCCACGAAACCGGAACCACCAACACAGCCACGACUGCCUCCUCAAACAUGGGGGUUCAGAAAGUGUGCUCGAACCCUCCCUGUGAGACCCACGAGACCGGAACCACCAACACGGCCACGACUGCCUCCUCAAACAUGGGCUCGGGCCAGACAGAAACUUCACAGAAAAAGGCCGGCUCCAGCCCGCCACCAGAGACCCACGAGACAGGAACCGCGGACGCGGCCACGACAGCCUCUUCCAGCAUGGGCUCGGGCCGGACCGGCACCACCAACACCUCGACCACAGCCCGCUCCAACAUGGGCUCCGACUGGACGGGCACCGUGCAGAGUGCGCAGUGCGGCCAGGAGGCACUCCGGAGCGGCGCGAGCAGCCCCGACUGCCCCCAGUCCCAGAGCACCACGGCUUCGGACACCCAGACAGAGACCACGUGCUCGAACCCGCCCUGCGAGACCCACGAGACGGGAACCACCAACACGGCCACCACUGCCACGGCUUCCGGAAUGGGGUCCACGGGACAGAGGGUGUGCUCGAACCCGCCCUGCGAGACCCACGAGACGGGAACCACCAAUACAGCCACCACUGCCACGGCUUCCGGAAUGGGGUCCACGGGACAGAGGGUGUGCUCGAACCCGCCCUGCGAGACCCACGAGACGGGAACCACCAACACGGCCACCACUGCCACGGCUUCCGGAAUGGGGUCCACGGGACAGAGGGUGUGCUCGAACCCGCCCUGCGAGACCCACGAGACGGGAACCACCAACACAGCCACCACUGCCACGUCCAACAUGGGGGACAACGGAGCUCAGCAGGCAGAUGAAGCAGCCCAGGAGGACGCAGUAACCACGGCAGCAGAAGCAGCCACGCCCCCUCCUGCCCCUGUCACUCUGUCCACGGCGACGCCCCCUCCCGCCAGCAGCACCGUGCAGACCCGCGCGGUCACCAUGGUUACACAGUCCACGCCCACACCAGGGCCCGCUGUACCGUCGAUCUCCUCCAUCACCCAAGGAGGUUCGGCCUCCCUAGACGACUUGGGCCCGGCAGACUCCAGCCAGCCCUUUUCCAGUCCUGACGCUGAGGGGCCACAGCAGGAGGGCCCGUCCGAGGCAGAGCUCCCAGGGGCCUCGGAGCCCAUGCAGACCGAGCCCUCUGAGCCCCAGCCAGAGCUCAUGGAGACCGGGGGAGAAGGAGAGCCGACUCAGGAGCUGCAAGCGGGGAUGGAUGCCAGCGAGAGCCAGGGAGACGCGGGAGACGCGGGGUCCGUGCCCGCGAGCGGGGGCGUGGAUCCGCUCUCUCUCCCCCAGGAGCUGAUGUCGGAGGGCCAGGCCACGGGAGGGGCCACGCUGAUGGUGAUGGGGCUCACCCCCGAGGAGCUGGCGGUCACGGCCGCCGCGGAGGCAGCAGCGCAGGCAGCCGCCACAGAAGAGGCCCAGGCUCUGGCGAUCCAGGCAGUGCUGCAGGCCGCACAGCAGGCAGUGAUGAGGCAGGACGGUCAGCACACCCCGGUCUCCACCACCAUUCCCAUCGUGCUGACCCAACAGGAGCUGGCCGCUCUGGUGCAGCAGCAGCACCAGCUGCAGGAGGCGCAGGCGCAGGCACAGGCAGCAGCCGCAGCAGCAGCAGCAGCAGCAGCGCAGCAGAGCCAGUCCCAGGCAGCCCUGCCCACCGAGGGCCUGGCGCCGGCAGACAGCCUGAACGACCCGGCCAGCGAGAGCAACGGGCACAGCGAGCUUGCCAGCGCUGUCACCAGUCUGGCCCCCUCCAGCUCCUUCGCUCCUCCCGUGGGCGUGGCCAGCCCAGCGACGAUGCAGGCAGCCGCUGCCCUCGCGGAAGUGGCCAAUGGGAUCGAGUCUGCAGCCGGGAAGCAGGCCCCGGCCCCGGCCCCCCCCAGGCCCCCAGUGAAGAAGGAGAACCAGUGGUUCGACGUGGGGGUCAUCAAGACCACCAACAUGGUGGUGACUCACUUCUACCUGCCUGCGGAGGACGCACCCGCCGGAGACGACGACUCGGCUCCCGUCCCGGAUUACAACCAGCUGAAGAAGCUGGAGCUGCAGCCCGGCACGGCGUACAAGUUCCGCGUGGCCGGAAUGAACGCCUGCGGCCGCGGCUCCUUCAGCGAGAUCUCCGCCUUCAAGACCUGCCUGCCCGGGUUCCCAGGGGCCCCCUGCGCCAUCAAGAUCAGCAAG